Linnemannia hyalina is the source of this 807-nucleotide messenger RNA. The record is from the annotation of a GenBank genome assembly. Lineage: Eukaryota; Fungi; Mortierellomycota; Mortierellomycetes; Mortierellales; Mortierellaceae.
AUGGCGCCAAGGACAGCAACGGACAGUCUGACGUCGAGGCAUAUCGCCUAUCUGGGACUCAUGCACAUGCUCGGAGCCAUGGUCCUCGACGGCGUCAUCAACUUUGCACUCGCCACAGCCAUGUAUAAGGGCACGAGCAAUCCCGUCAUGAUAUGGCCCCUUCCCAACACCCUCGCCGGCGAAGCAGCGGUCACGAUCAUCAUCCAAACAACACUGACAUGGAUCCUGGACAGACUCGCCGUCGCUGGAGACCUGAAGAAGGGUCUUGUCGCCCCACUACGGAUGCCCCGCAACGCCCACCCCUGGAUCCAAUGGUUUGUCGGACUCGACGAGCUCCAAGAGGCCCGGUCCAAGCAGCGGUACAACAAGGCAGCCGCCGGUCGCAAGGAACAGAUUCUGCAGCAGUUCAAGUUUCAUGGCAAGCGGAUUGGAGUCAUGAUUGUGGUGACUUUUUUGGUUUUUUGGCCGCUGACCAUCGGAGUCCUUUCUGCGCUGAGGAAUCAGGGAGUCGGCAAAGAUUUUAGCCAGCUCGGAGGCGAUUUUAAUGUAUGGCCGUUCCCGGAGAUCUUCAAGGGCAUCUAUGGUUUCGCCACGGGAAUCACGACGCCGUUUGUCAGCUAUAUUGCGUUGAUCUACCAGGGCGAGACGAUGAUCCGGCUGCAGAGUCUCGAGUCUGAAAGCGACGACGAGCAGUCUCCGUCGGCAGGGGGUACAUAUGGGCACAGGAACGGGUUUGAGGACGACGACGAUGAUUUGGAUGACGAUGACUUGGUCAUGCAGGAUCUCCAGCGCCGCGUCGAUGCAUAG